Molecule: messenger RNA, 5275 nt
Organism: Bombyx mori (domestic silkworm)
Lineage: Eukaryota; Metazoa; Arthropoda; Insecta; Lepidoptera; Bombycidae
Exons: 3
Coding region: 1-4443 (1480 amino acids)
Molecular function (GO): nucleic acid binding; catalytic activity; zinc ion binding
Source: RefSeq, a predicted model, not a curated record
AUGUCCGAGAAGGACCCUGAAGUAAGCUCCUUAAGAGCCGAUGUCGUGUCGGACAACGAUAUGGCCACAGUUGGUUCGGCCCAGUCGUCGACCCAUUCGUCGCCGACACGACGACGGCGGAAAAGGGUGCUCAAUAUAAGCUCGGACGGGCUGAGUAGCAGCUCCGGCUCGGAGGCUCAGGAUCCGACAGGUGUGAAGCCCAGAGCAGUCACGCCGUCAAAGCGUGGACGGGGACGCCCUGCGACUACAAGGCAGUACGUUGGCAUGGCCGCUGCCAGGCAAGCGUACCUCAAGGCACAAAAAGAGGAGAAGGAGCUCACUGAGAGCGCGCGCACCACACGCCACAAGAGGAGAGCGGCUGAAGGGUCUGUCCCUAAGCCCGAUGCCGAGCGUAGGCUCCAUCAAAGUGCAGAGGUGGCCCUGAUGGUCGCCGCCAAAUCCAGCAGCCCGAAGGGCACGUACGUGCGUGCACUGAAGGAGUUGGCAGUCACUGUCAAGGAGGCCACGGAGGACCUUGUGGGCUACACCGCAGCCGAAGAGGCUAAGAGACUGCGAGCGGUCAACGUCAAGCAGGAGCAGGAGAUCCUGCAACUGCGUAAGGAGCUCGAUGAAGUUAGAAGGGAGUUGGCGAGGGUUACGCAGGUGCUAGCGUUGCCCACAUCGACUGCGACCCCGGCCCCGAACACCAAGGAGGAAGAGGAGGAGUUGCGCCUACAGCGCAUUAUGCGAGCUGUCGGCACUAUGCUCGACGCUCGCUUUGAAGGGCUGGAGGCACGGCUUCUACCGGAGCCCCGAAUGCGACCACCGCUAGCGGCGGACAAGCAGAGGAGCCGGGAAGAAUCGUCUAAUCCCCCUGUCGUCGUUGACGCUGCACCGGAUGCGGCACCGUCAUCAGUGCCACCGAUGACAUUGGCGAAAAAGAGGAUGCGUGGCCCCAAGAGAAGUGUCACCGCGCAAGCGGCUUCAUCCGAAACGCACACCUUCCUCCCGGCUCCAGCUUCCAUGAUCGAGAGCUGGUCAACGGUCACCCGUAGGGGUGCUCGACCGAGGGAGGAAGCAGUGAGGACGGUUCCAGCGGCAGCUAUCGCUGAAGCGGAAAGGAAAGACCGGUCUUCUGUAAAGAGGAAAGAGAAGAAGCUGCGCCCUCCACGCACUCAGGCCGUUGUCCUCAAGCUGCAACCAGAGGCCGUGGAAAGAGGACUCACGUACCGCACUGUACUCGCCGAAGCGAGGGCCAAGGUAGAUCCUGGGGCACUUGGAAUACCCAUCCAGCGCAUCCGGUCUGCAGUGACUGGGUCUAACGUGCUGGUAGUGGAAGGUGCAGACCAGAGCGCCAAGGCCGAUCUCCUGGCCCAAAAGCUUCGUGAGGUUCUGCCCGCAGAAGGGGUCAUAGUGACCAGGCCAGUAACGACUGCAGCCAUCCGCAUCAGCGGACUGGACGACUCCCUGAUGCCGGAGGAACUUACCGCGGAGCUUGCCCGGAUUGGCGAAUGCGCUCUUGAUGCGGUGAAGAUCGGAGACAUCAAGUAUGGCCCAGGCGGGAUGGGUCAAGUAUUGGUCCGGUUGCCCGUCGUUGCCACGAUGAAGGUUCUCGCCGUUCCAAAACUGAGGGUUGGUUGGAGCGUGCUCCGCGCUUGUUUGUUAGAGGCUAAGAAGCUACAGUGCUUCCGAUGCCAUGAGCUAGGGCACGUGAGCGCCCGAUGUCCUUCGUCGGUCGACCGCAGCCGGGAUUGUUAUCGGUGCGGCCAGACCGGCCACAUAGCGGCCGGCUGCUCUCUUGCACCACACUGCGCUGUAUGUACCGCUGCCGGCAGACCGGCGGACCAUGUCUCCGGGAGCAAGGCUUGUGCCAAAGGUCGCGGCUUCGUUGCCGUCCUCUGGGCCGAGAUAUUCGUGUUGGGAGUGUACUUUUCCCCAAACAGGACGCUCGCCGAGUUUGAGGUUUUCCUCAGCGAGCUCAGCCGCGUCGUUGGAAGGUCGCACUUCCGACGGAUUCUCGUUCUAGGUGACCUAAAUGCCAAGUCAUUGUCUUGGGGUUCCUCUAGGACGUGCCCCAGAGGUAGAACGGUGGAGGAGUGGCUGGUCGGAAGCGGUCUCCUCAUCCUCAAUCGCGGUACGGAACUCACAUGCGUGCGACGUUUGGGCGGGUCCGUGGUGGACGUUACAUUCGCCACGCCUGACGUCGCAUAUCGCGUACGCGGUUGGGCGGUGAUGGUUAGCGAGGAGACCCUCUCCGACCACCGUUACAUCCGAUUCAGUGUCGCCGCGACCCCGGCGGGUUCUGUUCGGGGCUUUUCCUUGCCCAUCAGUGGCAGCGCUAGGGGUCCUCGUUGGGCCCAGAAGCGCCUCAACAUCGAGCGGUUGCGUGAGGCGGCCAUAGUGCAGGCGUGGCGUCUUGACUCGCUUGGCGAGCCAGCAGACGUGUGCGAGGGGGUGGAGCGUCUGCGCGAGGCAAUGUCACGGGUGUGUGACGCUGCUAUGCCUCGCGUGAGAGCUCUCGCUCCUAAGCGCCAAGUUCAUUGGUGGACCGAGGAGAUCGCCAGCCAGCGCCGGCUAUGCGAUAUUAGUCGUCGCACAUACCAGCGAUAUCGACGACGAAGAACGCGCCGGGACCCCAACGAGGAGGACCGCCUGUACGAAAUGUACAGGACGGCGAUAAGAACCCUGCGCUUGGCUAUCGGGGAGGCGAAGGAGGCCGCCUGGAACGACCUACUGGCCUCGCUGGACCGUGACCCGUGGGGGCGGCCCUACAGGCUGGCGCGUAAUGCGCUUCGCCGUUGGGCUCCUCCCGCAACCAGCACCCUGCCGCCGGAAACAUUGCAGCGGGUAGUCGGGGGUCUGUUUCCCGAUUUAUCCGGGACGGCCUUCGUCGCCCCUGUGAUGACAAUGGCGCAGAUUGCUGAUAGCGAAGAGCUUGAGGACGUCUCCCAGGUGGAGUUCGAUUUGGCUGUGCAGAGGAUGCGGGCUAAGCGCACGGCACCCGGUCCCGAUGGGAUCUCGUCCCAAGCGUGGGCGCUCGCCUUGACAGGUGACGGCUUGGGGCCUGCCCUCCAAGGGUUAUUCAGCAGGUGUCUCCGUGAGGGCAGGUUCCCAGAGCCAUGGAAGACUGGUCGGCUUGUCCUUAUUCCUAAGGAAGGCCGGCCACGUGACGAGCCAAGCGGGUACCGCCCAAUCGUCGUGCUGGACGAGGCUGGUAAGCUCCUCGAGCGCAUCGUCGCCAGUCGCCUCGUCCAGCACCUCGAAAGCGUUGGGCCUGACCUGGCUCCUAACCAAUAUGGUUUCCGGAGAGGUCGCUCCACCAUGGACGCGGUCUUGCGCGUCCGCCACCUCUCCGAUCGUGCGUGCUCCGAGGGGGGCGUGUUGUUGGCUGUGUCGAUUGAUAUCGCCAACGCCUUCAACACGAUCCCUUGGAGCACGAUCGUGGAAUCGCUCCGGUUUCACCGCGUCCCCCCUAGUCUCCGGACCCUGAUAGAGGAUUACCUCUCAGGGCGAAAUGUAGUCUUCCCCGAGAGGAAGGGGUGGGGACGGAAAGCGGUGUCGUGCGGGGUCCCGCAGGGGUCGGUACUGGGACCACUCCUGUGGGACAUCGGUUUCGACUGGGUCCUGCGCGGUGCUAGCCUGCGUGGCGUCGACGUAGUGUGCUAUGCCGACGACACGCUGGUGACGGCCCGCGGAGCCGACUACAGAGCCGCAGCGAUCCUUGCGACGGCGGCGGUCUCCACCGUCGUUAGUCGCAUUCGGAGAUUAGGUCUUGAGGUGGCCCUCCGCAAGUCCGAAGCGGUGUGCUUUCACCCAGUCCGGAGGGGACCUCCUCCGGGAGCGAAUCUCAUAGUCGGCGGAGUAUCGAUCGCUGUCCAGCCGAAGCUCAAAUAUUUGGGCCUUGUGCUGGACAGUCGAUGGCGCUUCGACCACCACUUUGGUGAAUUAGUCCCGAAGCUGCUGGGGAUGGCGGGCGCACUAGCCCGUCUUCUCCCCAACGUCGGUGGUUGCAGCGCCGGCGUCCGGCGUCUGUACCUGGGGGUCGUGCGCAGUAUGGCUUUGUACGGCGCUCCCGUGUGGUUGCCCGCACUCUCUGCGCGCAAUGCAGCUUUGCUGCUACGAGCGCAGCGGGUGCUCGCGGUGAGAGUCAUCAGGGGGUACCGUACGAUCUCCCGGGAGGUCGCCUGCGCCCUCGCCGGUUCCCUUCCUUGGGAUCUUGAGGCUGAGGUAGCAGCUGCGGUAUACCGGCGCAGAACACAGUCCCUGAGUCGGGGACGGACGCCCGGCCCGUCGGCUGUCGGUGGAGGCGUGCUGCGCGUCAUCUGGCGUACGCCAAGUGGAGGGAGCGGUUGCUGGAGGAGCUUGGCCAAACUUCAGUCACUCGCCGACGCACCCUCGAGGCCCUGGUGCCCGUGCUGGAGGCAUGGUCAGAUAGACGACACGGCGUGCUCUCCUUCCACUUAACGCAGGUCCUCUCGGGGCAUGGUUGCUUCGGGAGGUACCUGUGGAAGGUCUGCAGGAGAGAGCCACAUCCGGGUUGCCACCAGUGCGGGCAUCCGGACGAUGACGCUCAGCAUGCACUCGAAGCGUGCCCGCGUUGGGAGCGCUCGCGGCGAGACCUCAUCGCGGUGCUGGGGAGAGACCUCUCCUUGCGGGCUGUCAUCGCCCGCAUGCUAGAGGACCAGAAUUCUUGGGAGGCCAUGACCAGGUUUUGCGACCUGGUCAUGGCGUUCCGUGAGGCUGAGGAGCGCGAAAGGGAGUGGGAUCCCUCUUCGGCUUCACAGCGAAGAAGGCGGAGUGGGCGGCACGGGCGCGAAGCUCCCGUUCAUCUCCCGUAGGGGCUGUCGGGUGCCGGGUGCGGGGGUGCCCGGUACUCGGCUGUUGGUCCGGUGGUGAGGCGGCGCAAGGUGGCUCCUGUGCACCGCUCACGGUGUGUCUCCGAGACGACGUCCUGCGGGAUUUUCCCGGGGAUGGAGUGCCGUCCUAUUAACAGGAUGGGUACCGGCGACGGCGAGCCUUCGGCGCGCACUGUGCGGUACCGUGGGUUUCGUGGAGUCGGAGUGGUGGGGCUCGAUGGGGUUUAGUCGGUAGUCGUUCUGCGGGGCAAGUGCUUCGCGCGCCUUUUUCAAGGCGUAGUCUCCUGUGAGAAAUUGGGGGAGGUGAAGGACCUCGGCUCUUCUCUUCUCCCCUUCUUCCUCUCAGGAGGCGCCGGAGUCCGACAUAACCCGGUCCGUUACCCCCCUCGACCGGGUAUCCGUAAAUGGAUUCCCCAGCGGUAAAAAAAAAAAAAAAAAGG